Molecule: messenger RNA, 2193 nt
Organism: Glycine soja
Lineage: Eukaryota; Viridiplantae; Streptophyta; Magnoliopsida; Fabales; Fabaceae
Product: UPF0481 protein At3g47200-like
Exons: 4
Coding region: 458-2128 (556 amino acids)
Source: RefSeq, a predicted model, not a curated record
UACACACACUCCCAACCGAUCCAAACGGCUAUUCAAUUCCUGUCGAAGUCUAAACGAUCAGGAUGAUACCAACGGUGUACAGGAUAUCCAGCCGCGUAUCUUUCUUUUGUGCCGUAAUCAUUCCUCUCUCUGAAACUUGAAAUUUCCAUUUGCUUCUUCCCUGGACAGUUUCUUUUUCUCCUCUCUCGGUCAAACCUCAUUCUUCCACUAAAACAGCGAAAAUUCCACAUGUGAGAGUGGAAUCAAGUUGCCCUCAUCGUUAGCUUCACACUGACGGUUUCCAUUUAUCGAAUCGACUCUACUUUAGCAUUCAUGUAACUUUUUGUGUGAACCAUCCUCCUUUCAUCUUUCCAUGACGUUCUUUUCUCUAAUUAAGGAGAGAAUCAACAAGCUAUUUGAAAGUUGGAGUGAUUGGUGAAGACAUAAGAAACAAAAGCAAAACUAAGCAUAGGCAACAAUGGAGUUUGACAAUCCAUCAUAUGUUGAAGAUGCAUCGCUAACAGUGCCGGAAGAAAACAAUAUUUCAAAUCAAACCCUUCCUAUUUCUGUCAAUGGAAGAAUUGAACCCCACCACCAAGGAGGAGGUGAGAGUAGUGUUAAAGACCAAAUCAAGCUUGGGAAUAAUGUUUUUGAGGCUAAGAAGAUGAUGGAGGAGGAGUUGGUGGAAGUAAAAGAUGGAGAUACAAAAAUUAACCAAUAUUAUCUUCGAAAUAUAAGGCUAGAAGAUGAAGUGUUGCAAGGUCUUCAUACCAUGAGACAAGAAUUUGACUCCAGUAUGGUAAUUGCUUCACAAAAUAAAAGGAACAGAAAAAGAGAUCUUAUCGACCGGAUAAUUGACAUCCCAGAAGAGAUUGAACCUGAGUUGGGGUUUGAAUGUUGUAUCUACAAGGUACCUACUAGUCUUUUGAAUGUGCAAGAGGAGGCCUAUACUCCUCUAUUGAUCUCAAUUGGCCCUAUCCACCAUAACAAAAAAGGACUAAAUGAAAUGCAAGAGCAGAAACGUAAAUAUUUUCGUUUCUUUUGGAAUCGCCUAGAGAACAAGCUUGAUUUAGAGAAUUACAUAGGCUUCCUAGAACAACACGAGCAAAACAUACGCGCUUGUUACCAAAAGAAAUUUUCUGAUAUCAGCAAGGAGGAAUUUGUGGAGAUGAUGCUGUUGGAUGCAGUGUUCAUCAUGGAGCUGUUUUUGAGAGAAGAGAAAAGAUUGGAACAUAAGAAAGACUAUCUAGUGACUCAAAGAUGUGUCAGCAAAAGUAUCCAACGCGACUUGAUGCUGCUCGAGAAUCAGCUUCCAAUUGUAAUGUUGGAAAAACUAUAUGAUAGAGUUGUUCCAAAAAAUGUGAAAAAACAUAAAAAGUUUAUUCAUCUUGCACAUGAGUACUUCAGAUUUUAUUACCCUCAUCAGCAUUCUUCAGAAAACAAGUUUGAGCUGAGAAAGUGGGAAAAAUCACUACAUUUCACUGAUCUAACUAGAAAUGUCUAUCUUCCUAAGAAACUGAGAAGUCAAAUGAAAUAUUCUCAGCAGGAGUGUGUGCUAAGGACUGCAACUAAGUUGAAUGAGGCCGGGAUAAGCUUUGAGAAGGUUCAUGACAGAUGCUUACUAGAUGUGAAGUUUGAGAAGAAGCGAUUCUUCAGCUGGUUUCCUUGCUUUGGUUGCUUGCCAUGCUGCAAGUUGUUCAAAGCACGGUUUCAAAUCCCCGAGUUGAGAGUAGACCACACAACAGAAUGUGUUCUUAGGAACCUAAUAGCCUUUGAGCAGUGUCACUAUCCUGAGGAGCCUUACAUUUGCAACUAUGUUUCUCUAAUUGACUCUCUUAUUCACACCAAAGAUGAUGCAGAGUUUCUUGUUGAGAAAGAAGCUAUUGUCCAUGGACUGGGAAGUGAUCAGGAAUUGGCGAAUCUGGUCAACGGUCUUUGCAAAAAUGUGGUGAUAAAUUCAACAUGCUACCACCAAAUUAUGGAAGAUGUUAAUGGACACUACAACAACAAUUGGAAAUGGGCAAUGGGCACAUUGAGGUGGGUUUAUUUCCGUGACCCUUGGAGAAGCAGUUCUACUAUAGUUGGGAUUGCUAUCCUAGUAUUCACCGUCUUCAAUUUUUACCGCGUUACUGAUAUAAUCUUUAGCUAAAUUGAGAAUUAUAUUGAUUGAAUUACCUUUUUCUGUAUUACAUCAUUGUCAAUGAUUGCAAUGUA